Molecule: messenger RNA, 1577 nt
Organism: Dreissena polymorpha
Lineage: Eukaryota; Metazoa; Mollusca; Bivalvia; Myida; Dreissenidae
Product: probable asparagine--tRNA ligase, mitochondrial
Exons: 12
Coding region: 8-1465 (485 amino acids)
Biological process (GO): asparaginyl-tRNA aminoacylation
Cellular component (GO): mitochondrion
Molecular function (GO): ATP binding; nucleic acid binding; asparagine-tRNA ligase activity
Source: RefSeq, a predicted model, not a curated record
UAAAAACAUGUCAGCCUCCGUUUGUUACUCGAAGAUAUCUGGCUGCAUUUUGCAGCGGUUUUCAUGCCACCAUAGAUCAGCUUUUUAUAGAUGCUAUCGACAAUCCGUUAAAGAUGUUAUUAGUAUAUUGCCUAAUAAAACUGGAGUUCCUGUAAAUAUACGAGGUUGGCUUCGCAAUGUCAGAAAACAGAAGCGUGUGCUUUUUUGCAAUUUGAAUGAUGGAUCCUGUUAUGAAAAUCUACAGAUUGUGGCUGACCCGUCCAUAUGUCAAAGCGAGUUGUCACCAGGGGUCAGUGUGGAGGUGACGGGCACUCUUGUCCCCAGUGUUGGUAAAGGUCAGGAGGUAGAACUACAAGCUGACUCCCUAACUGUGCUGGGACCAUGUGAUAAUGAGUUUUACCCAUUCAAGCCAAGGACAGAGUACACUCAAGACUUUUUAAGGAAUUAUCCGCACUUGAGAUGCCGCACUCUACACCAUCAAAACCUCCUUAGAAUAAGAGACUCCGCAACAAUGGCUGUACAUAAAUUCCUUCAGGAUAAUGGGUUUCUGUUUGUACACACCCCAAUAAUUACAUCAUCAGACUGUGAGGGUGCAGGUGAAAUGUUUCACAUAAAGACUAAUGAGGAGCUCAAGUCUUUAAACAGUGAGAAACCACAGCAGUUUUUUGACCGGCCCUCUUACUUGACUGUGUCAGGACAGCUUCACUUGGAGAUAAUCACUGGGGCAUUUUUGAGAGCGUACAGUUUUGGUCCAACAUUUCGAGCGGAGAAGUCCCCCGGUAGAUAUCACUUAGCAGAAUUCUACAUGAUAGAGGCUGAGAUAGCCUUCACCAAGUCUCUGGACUGUGUGAUACAGGUGAUGGAGGACCUUGUUAAAUCUGUCACCACCAGCGUGUUUGACAAACAUGAGUCUGCUAUACAGGACCUUUGGAAACAGUCCAAUGUUGAACACAUCUCGAGCAUUGCUGAUAGACUUACAAAAAACAAAUAUAUAAGGAUGACCUAUACAGAUGCAGUGAAUGUUCUAAAGCAAAAUUCUGAAAAAUUGUCUUCCAUACCAAAUUGGGGCUGUGAUUUGUCAAAGGAAUAUGAGCAGUUCCUAGUGCGAUACUGCGACAAUGUACCAGUGUUUGUGACAGACUUUCCUGCUGACUUGAAACCAUUCUACGCCAGAACAAAUUCAGAUGAAAAAACAGUUUCUGCAGUCGAUCUUCUUGUGCCUGAAGUUGGGGAGCUGUUUGGGGGAAGUCUUAGGGAAGAAAGGUUACAACCCUUGCAGGACAAACUAGAAUCUCUCGGCCUUAUGAAGAAUUAUCAGUGGUACCUAGACUUACGCCAGUUUGGAUCCGUUCCCCACGGUGGAUUUGGUAUGGGGUUUGAGCGAUACCUACAAUGUCUUUUGGGAAUUUAUAAUAUAAAAGACGCAGUUCCCUUUCCAAGAUGGGUUGGGCAUUGUCAGCUUUAGUGUGCACAUUUUCACUUAGACGUGUUAAUGGCUUGACGUGACAUACUCAAAGAUUGUUGAAAUGACAAUUUCCCAACGUUUUGUCACAGAUUCAAAAUAAAACAAAACUAUA